CUUACAACCAAACAAAAUGGCCGAUGUUCAUUGAAAUAACUUGUUGAAAUUUUAAAAGAAUUCGCCGUAAACUGAAAAUGUCUAAACGGGAACAAAGUGAUAGAAGUGAGAGGAAAUUGGACUCAAGUGAUUAUGAAAAUCUUAUAUCGCAGCACAGUAUAUUUGAGCGGACUAAACACCAAGAAUUGCCCAGUUUUCCUGGGUUUUCUAAUGCAGAAACUCAAACAAAGCCUGGUGACAUAAAAGGUCAAGGAGUACAGUCAGCUUUAGGCCCAUGGCACUAUAAUCCAUGGUGGAUGUUGGCAAGCACUUCAAGGACCACUCCAUCACACGAUGAUUUUUCAGAAAAUAGUGACCAGGCUAAGGUUAAGCAGGAACCCAGAGGAGCACCAUCCCCCGAACGUGAUCCUUUAGGGGGUGACCUAGACCACUACAGAAGCACUGUGACACCACCUGUAGGAUUAGACUCAUUCUGUGAUGAUUGCUCAGAUCCAUUUUGUGAUUCCAGUGCUGCAAUCUGUCGGAAGCUAUUUCAUUGUCCACAUUGCAGAAAGAGCUAUCCCACUAUUCUCGAAUUUAACACACAUCUAACUGGUGUACAUCCUGCGCAAAAGCCAUUUAGAUGCCAAAUCUGCUUGGAACCCUUUCACAAGAAAUCACAUCUAAGAAGACAUUUAGAUGCUAAUCACACUCGCAAAGAUGUAAACAAGUGUUCAGUAUGUUCAAAGUACAUCAAAGAUAAGAGUAACCUACGUAAACAUAUGCAAGUCCAUACUGGCAGAGUACCUCAGAAGCAGUUCAAAUGCGAUCUUUGCAAUAACAAACGCUAUAUGUCAUUAGACAGACUCAACAACCACAAAGUGGUUUGCACUGGAGAGAAAGUGCUGAAAUAUUGCGAUAUGUGCCCAAAGGUAUUUGACAACUCCAGGUCAUUAAAUAGCCACAAGAAAGUCCAUGCCCGAGAGCUCAAGUGUGACAACUGUGGAGAACAGCUUCGUUCUUUGGAACAAUUUACAAACCACAAGAUGAUUUGUCAGGGAUCAUCGGAAGCAGGGAUCGGUGGAGGACUGAGCGGUGCGCCAAGCUCUGCCACCUCAUCAGGCAACCGCUGCUGCACACAGCCUGGCCUGUGCGAGCAUGAUAAGCCUGCGUACCUCAACAUCCCCGGCUAUGCAGCUGGCAGAGUGCUUGAUGCAACAAUCUCAUCGUUAAAAUCAGAAUUGAACUGAUUAAGCAGCCUACACACAUGUCCAUAAAAAAGGUAUAACUAAUUUCAUUUUUUUACAUGAUUACCAAAUAGUUGAAAUGAUGACAGUAAAAAAUAAUUUUCAUGAUUGAGAAUUACACAAGACUGAUGCAAAUAUCCCGCCUCACGACUUGCUUUAUUAUUACCAUUUAAAGUUUAGAAUUUAGUUAGUAGUUUAGUACAGUUAGAUUAAGCGGUAUAGCUACUAGAUCAUGUUCUCAUGUAUGAAAAACUGAUAAAAUAUUGAAGUGGAGGAGAUGAAAUGACUCCUCAUGCUAGCAUAUAUUCAUAUUAUCAGUUUACAUAUAUUUGAAUGUGUUCAAAUUGUUAUCAGGCUAUAAUUUUAUAUCUUAAAAUUAGUACACCAAUAAGAAAAUUGUUCCACGAUAAAGCUUUAUUGAUAGGGAAUCAAACAUUCAAUAUUCACAUACUUAUAUAUAUUUUUUAUUUGUCUUUAACAACAACAAAUAUAUUUUUUAUUUGUCUUUAACAAUGCCUCGACUGAUUUAGAGUUAAAUUAAUGUGCAGUAUUAAGUUAAUCACUUUUUUAUUUUUCUAUUUUAAAGAUUAACUUUAUUAUUUGAUAACCUUUAGAUAAUAAGUUUUUGAAAUAGAGUGGUAUGUGGAUGCGUUAGGUUAACCUAUAAAUGUUUUGUUAAACUUGUUUAGGGCUCCAUAAGUCGAGUAUGAAGGCACGCAAACAAGCGGCACUAGCUAUGGUGUAGCAGUCGUAAACAAUUUACGCUUUUGUGUGCAAUUAAUAUUUGAUAUAUGCAAUAUAAUAUCUCAAGUACUAAGAAUUUCGGAUAAUUCAAUUGACCAAAUGUUACAAACGAUUGCCUCUAAAUGUGUGUUAUGGCCCUACAUAUAUACUCCAAUCCAAAGACAAAAAUAGAAACAUUUAAGUUUCAACUUUAAUACUACUACUGUAUUUCUAAUUUGAAUAUUUUCUAUUUGAGUAUUUACUUUUAAACUUAUUUUUGUUUCACAAAAAAUUAGAUAAGAAACUGUAUAGUGCAAUGAACCUUUGGCUAAGCCUUAAGCAUAUAAUGGUUAUAAAAAUAUAUAUUAAUAUGUUCUUAUUCCAAAAUAUUAAUUUAUUUUUUAUUGUUACACACUUAAUUAUUAAUUGCUAUGUAUACCUACACAUGUGUCUACAUAUAUAAGUAUGUAGUUGGUAUGUUCUCUAAAUCAGACAUUGGCUACUGCUAAGUGGCGGUUGGCGUAGAUAGCUGCAUUCGGCUCUAUUCGGAACAUGUACAACCGUACACGCUGUUUGGGCAUUUUAUAUGUUCAUACAAAAUAUUCAUUGUAUCAGUUGAUACAUAAAAAUCGUUUUUCUCUAUUUUGCGUCGAACAUUAAUAUUAAUACAUUUAUUAAGUUUGGCUACACUUUAUUUCAUAUGUAUUAAAUAAUAAGAAUAAAACUAUACUUAAUGUACAGCCAGCCUCAUAUAUACAUUUAUAUGGUUAAAUAAUCUAAACCUUACCUCUUGUAUUUUACCUUUUGACGUCUGUAAUUGAAACCUUUCGAAUGGAACUGGUAUUGGCGGCAGAUACUUUUUAUUUGGUACUAUUUUUGUUACUCUAUUAGGCCAAUCAUUAAACCUAAAAAUAGCGUUGGAGCAAACUCGGAUUACACACAUUUAGAACCGAAUGAAAGUAUUAAAAAGAUUUCUGGCUUGCUGGGAAUUAAUUCUUCGAAAUAAUAUAAUUUGAUUGGCCUAUAUACAGUGUGUCGAAAAUUAGUUGGGAUUUGCGUUUAAAACUCAACUAAUGUCCAUUGUAAUGUGUACUAAGAAUAAAAUAGAGUAAACUGGCAGCAGCAGCAGUGACAGCAACGAAUAUAUGGUUGUUCAGUUCUUCCAGAGUCACUCUGCAACAUUCAAUAAAUAUUUUAUUAUAUAGGUAUUGAGAAAACGGACGGCGAACAUACAUAUUUAUUGUAGUUGUUUUUUCUCAUUUACCUUAUAUGUACAUAGUAAAUGCUGGUCUACCUAAACAUAAGUUGUAUUAAUAUUUGAUUUUCAUAAGUAGUUUACUGUUUUUCUACACAAAUGAUGAUCAUUUUGAUAAUGUUCUAUUUUUAUUUGUGACCAAAAAUAUUACAAGGCUCUUUGUUCACUAAAAUAGUGAAACAACCAAAAUUCUAUUAAAAAAUACAAUAAACUAGUAAAGUUAGCCCCCAUUCGGACGGGAGCUUUUUCAAUGCGCGUUAAAAAAGCGUUUGAAUGACACAAAUAGAUAACCAUGUAUGUAUUCACACGACAGCGGUGGCGCUUUUUAUCAAGCAUUGUUGGAUUUUCGACUUUAAGCCUUGGUCGUUAAGUCAAUUUAGAGUGUGGACAGAUUCAAGCGCUUUUUUAACGCGCGUUGAAAAAGCUGUCGUGCGAAUGGGGGCUUAUUGCUAUAUUUUAAUUGUCUGUUGAUGUCCGGCUUGAGCCAUAAAUGUUACUUAUUGUGUCGACUGUGUCGUAAUGUCAUCAUAGCCUUAGGUAGAUCCAGGCGGGCGUUAUAAACGUCUGUAACCUGUAAGAAAGAGGAACCAAGUCUCUCCAACAAAUGGGGUUGAAAAGAGACUUCUGGUGGAGGCCUUUUCAUUACUGCCCACGUAUUACGAGGCUAAACAAUACUUAGUAGGGCUUGGUAAUCAAGUACCUAAAUCGAUAGUCCCAGUCUUGCUAAUUUUUUAUAAAUAUUAAUUGAAUUUUGUUUGUUGACCUUUUAAAUAAAAAUCUAUAUUGAGGCUUAUUAUAAAUAUUCGUUUGUUAUCUACUAUUUACAAUUGUUUAAAUUCAUAUUUAGCUUCCGAGGUAAUUAUGUAGUAAUUUUAGUUAUAGUUUACAUUACAGUUAAGUACCAUGUUUCGGUUCUGCCAAUAGUUAUUUUGGUCUUAUAUUUGAUAACAUAGACUAUUAAUCUAGAGUUAAAAUUAUCCCACCAUCACUACCUAAAUGGUUUUGAUCAGUUUGUAAUACAAAGAAAAUAAUAAUAUGUAUCAUUGUGUAUUAAGUGUGUAGCUAAUUUGAGUAGUAUUUCUAAAUGCUUGUUUCUUUACUUUAAUUUUGUAAUUGAUGAGUGGUUUUUCAGCAAGGUAUGUCAGCAAGACAGUUACAGGAAAAUAUGGCUACAUUACGGUAUCGGGAAUUAUACUCCGAUAACUCAGAGUCAAUUAUAUAUAGGUAUAACCAUCUAUGUUCAUAGAUUUUAGACCUGUAAUGUAUCACCAUAAACCAAAGACAAAACAAACUCUUCAAAGUAUGCAAAACUUCAACGGUAUAACGGACGGACGUGUAAUCGAAGUAACGUUCUCAUUUUAAAAAGACAAGCUUAAAUUCGGCGAAGAAAAACAUCGUGAGGAACUAAUCCCAAUAAGGCCUGGUUUACCCUCUGGGUUGGAAGGUCAGAUGGCAGUCGCUUUCGUAAAAACUAGUGCAUAUGCCAAUUCUUGCGAUUAGUUGUCAAGCGGACCCCAGGCAGGCUCCCAUGAGCGGUGGCAAAAUGCCGGGACAAGGAAGAUAUAGGCCCCGUGCAAGAACUAUAGGGGGCAGCAUAGGAGCCGUCAGAUUUUUGGCGCGAGGGCGUAAAUGUGUCUAUGCUUCCGAUGUAGCCCACAAGAUGGCAGAACCUGCUAUGCACAAGAAAACGUACCGACGAGAACGGUAGAUGGUAGCACUUGCUUUGGCAAUGUACAUGUGCACAUAUGUUUCCGAUUCAGGCCACAAGAUGGCAGACCCUUGUCUGGUAGGUACUAGUUUUUGUUGCUGAAAAUUGUUUUACAAAUAAUAUAAGAGUAAGUAGAAGUUCUAUAUGUAAAACUUCUACUCGCUCAAUUUUUUUGUGCAGUCACCAUGGAAUAUAUCGCAGGUGGUCACAACUAUCUGUACACGCUUCUGUUGUCAAGGCGUUAGAGCGCGUGUUCAGAUAUUUUAGAGCACCUCGGCCGCUCCGAUAUAUCUAAUGGCGACUGUAUUACAGUUUCUAUAGUUCGUUUUUUUUAGCAUUAGAAAGAACUCCACAGAAGCAAGCGUGCAGUUUUUAUCAGGCUCUUUAAUUGUUAAUAAUUAUUGAAUUAUCUAAUGUAGCAUGGUCAAUACACAUAAUUUACUUCAAAUUAUUACCGCUAAAAGUGCCGGAUUUGGAACCACAAGCUUACUUCUGCGAAGUUCUUUCUAAUGCUAAAAAAAAUGGACUAUAGCAAAUACAACUAGUACCAUGCAUAGAUACCUAGGUAUAUGUUAAUUGAAUGGUCAUGCUAGUUCGAACUCGUUUUAAAAUGAGCGUAACUUCGAUUGUAGUGCGGCGGAUAGGUUCGUCGCUAAUCCAACAAGCAUUUAUUUCAUACAGAGAAAUUGAGGUUGUUCAAAAUAAUUUAUACAGGUAAAAUGUGUUAACUCCCACAGCCAGCAAAUACUUAUUUGAUUAAAUUAAAUUUAGAUCGACCUGCCUCUUAGCCCAUUGAACAGUCCGAAAAAAAUAUCCAACAUUAAAUAAGUAUUCCAACUACGUUAGCGUGCUUGUUCUCUCUUUAUAACAUCCCAGGUCUUCCAUUUUGUGUACUCCUAAAUGCGCAGGCUUAUAUUUUUUUCUUUUAAAUCAACAAAACUCCACUAACUGCUUUUCAAUCAACUUAUUUUUAAUAAAGCCCAUAUUAUUGAGGCGACAACGAUUCCUGAAUGUAAACAAACUCCUUAUAAUUUGCACCCAGUGCGCACUUGUAUCGGUCUCUUUUCUCGCGCUGAUCUUAUUUUAAGGUUAAUCUUGAUAUAAAAAUAAUAUACAAACCAGAAAUGGCUAUCAUAAAUAAACCGAAUUCACGUUUGUAUUACUGCUGAAUCAACCGGUUAGACAUCAACCAUUAAGAAAACUCAAUCAAUGUGUUGUAUCGGUAGUUAUUAGAUUGGUGUGGAUUUUAUUUUACAGGUAGAUUUAAGAAAAAAUGUGUUCAUAUGAUUUUAGUAUAUCAUAGUAUAUUUUUAGUAAUGUAAUUUUAUUUUCACCAGAUUUUUUCGAGAGGCGGAAGGUAAUUUUGCGGUCAGUUAUGUAUAGUGUUGUAAAUUCUCGAAGUAAAUAGUAUUUUUUUAUAAUCGACACUAUUAUCCUAUUGGUCGCUUUUAAAUUGCUGUGCCGUUGACGGUAAACUAAAAUUGACUGCAUAAAACGUGGCAUGGCCGUGGACAUCCAUGUUAAAUUGUAAAAGUAUCCAUUAGGAAACAACAGGCGACUCUAAAAUUAUAACAAAUUUUCUUAAGCAAGUGGGUUUUAUGGUUUUCUUAGAAAACUAUAUACAGUACUUAUUUGGACACAGGGAGACUUCGUAGACAAGAAAGCGGGUCGUUGCUAAAAGUGCUGUCGAACUCGAGCCUGUUACAACACUAUUUUUAGAUAUAUAGCAAAUAGCGCAGUAGGUAUCUCAUGGCAUUUCCUGUCUACUGGAGUGCUUCGCCAUAUUAUGUACCUUUUAGCAUUCAUGUACCACCGACUAAAACAAUCUGUAAACUUUCUGCUCAGCGUCAGCGCUGCUAGGGAUUAAUUAUUUUGCUUGGCCGUGAGACCUUCAUCCGCCCCUCGUGUGAAUGGUGCAGACUUCCAAUAGGUACAUUCUGCUGCACGAUAAAUGAUAAAAGAUUCAAACAACAUCAAUGUAAUUCCAUAUUUUGAUUGUUGCUUUAUAAUUGGUUUUAAUCAAUAAUCUUUACAUUUACAUAAUGUUCUACACACAUAAUAUUAUUUUAAUGGUCAGCUAGAAUUAAGCUUACGCACUAUUAUAUAUUGGUCUAAUACAAUAACAUACGAGAAUAUAUUACGUAUACCUUUCACCAAUAAACGAAGUUUCCUUACUGUU
Molecule: messenger RNA, 7091 nt
Organism: Cydia fagiglandana
Lineage: Eukaryota; Metazoa; Arthropoda; Insecta; Lepidoptera; Tortricidae
Product: zinc finger protein 85-like
Exons: 2
Coding region: 78-1229 (383 amino acids)
Biological process (GO): regulation of transcription by RNA polymerase II
Cellular component (GO): nucleus
Molecular function (GO): DNA-binding transcription activator activity, RNA polymerase II-specific; RNA polymerase II cis-regulatory region sequence-specific DNA binding
Source: RefSeq, a predicted model, not a curated record